Botrytis cinerea B05.10 is the source of this 1667-nucleotide messenger RNA. RefSeq lists its product as hypothetical. Gene Ontology annotation, molecular function: oxidoreductase activity, acting on the CH-OH group of donors, NAD or NADP as acceptor. Bases 299 to 1171 code for a protein of 290 amino acids. The transcript is spliced from 2 exons. The record is from RefSeq and is a predicted model, not a curated record. NCBI's taxonomy places the organism in Eukaryota, Fungi, Ascomycota, Leotiomycetes, Helotiales, Sclerotiniaceae.
GGGACUUGUGCCGACUGUUCAGACUACAUUAGAGAGACCUGCAAGAUUUGUGGUUGGUUGUCAGAUUCCAUGGUGAAAUAUUGCCCCAUAUACAAUGCAUUUCUAGCACACGGUAGUGGAGGAAAAGCUGAAUCUCGUGUCAGGGGUAAUGAGAGGCUGGGAAAGUCAAGUUUGGUUACUAUGUAAUUGACCCAUAUCCCAUGUUCGAUAGAUAUAUCGAAAAUUCCAGCUAGAAUUAGAGGUCUCGUCACAUCAGCUGAGCCAAAAAAAAAAAACAAAAAAAAAAACAAAGUCAAAGAUGAAACUGCCGUCACAGGUUGCAGAACCUCGGAUCCAUGAGGGUAAAUUGGCUAUUGUAACUGGGUCAGCCAGAAGUAUUGGUGCUGGAAUAGUGAGAAAGCUGGCAAGCAAAGGCUGCAACAUCGUUAUCAACUACGCUACGACGGGCUCUGAUGAUGCCGCAGCCACUCUCAAAGCAGAGCUCGAAUCGAAGCAUUUUAUUAAAGCGAUAACUGUGCGUGCAGAUAUAAGUACAUCUGCUGGCUGCGAACAGAUUAUCGCUGCUGCGAAAGAGAAUUUCAAAAACUCCAAUACUGGCGCGCUACAGGUCGAUAUACUGGUGCACAAUGCUGCAAUUUUAUAUGUCGGUCCACUGGAGAGUGUUAUUGAAAAAGAGUUUCACCAUAUCUAUGCUGUAAAUGUCUUGGGUCCUGCGCUAUUGACAGCAGCUUGCAAGCCCUUUCUGCCCACUGAUCGUUCUGGCCGCAUUGUGAUGAUGUCUAGUAUCAAUCCCAAAAUUGGGACGCCGCACACAACAUUGUACUCGGGUACGAAAGCGGCCAUGGAGGCAAUGACUCGUGUGUGGGCUAGAGAAUUGGCGGAAAGGGCAACAGUCAAUGCUAUCAAUCCUGGGCCUGUUAUGACUGACAUGUAUUUAUCUUCUUCUGAAGAAGUUAAACAGGGCCUGGCUUUGUGGAAUCCAUUGACGCCAUUGGCGCCAGUCAGAGAAACCGACAGCCUCGACGUCAGAGAAUUAGGCAAUCGGUUGGGUGGAAGAGCGGCUUAUGAUCAUGAGAUUGCAGGCAUUAUUGCUAUCAUCUGCGAUCCGGAUUCAUCGUGGAUGACGGGAAGUUUGAUAAGUGCUAAUGGCGGGCUAUCUUUCAGCAUGUAAGCGCUAGUGGGUAGGAGGAAAUUCAGACGCUACGAAAUACUUUCCGUACCAUCAUGUGUGACGAAAGCGAGUAUGUGUAUUCAAGUGGUAAGUUCAAUACCGAGAGCUGGCGAUACGAGCAUACUUUUCAAAAAGGAUCCGCGAUGUUCCAGCACGAUGCCUGAGUGAACGAAACGACCCCGGGACAUUUCAUCGUUCCGUAGUCGUUCAACACCAUAGCUUCUACCUGGCAGCUCGUGAUAUAUUGGGACAUUCCGAGCUCCGAUGAGAAUUACUUCGUUGUGAUAACAUAAGUUCAGCUUAAUGAGUGUGUCGACGUGUAUGCUCUGUUGUCGAGGCAUACGGCGUCGUUGCAAGUACACUCAGUGUGGACAAAAUGAAGGACAAAGUCAUGUUCAUCAAAUUCAUCUUGCGAAAUUCAACAAGGAAGCAACUAAUCAAUGCUCCCCUUUGAAUUCUGAAGAUGGAGAAAUGUUAAAAAAUUCAAAAUAAUCCA